CGGUACAGAUCUAAUUUGUAUUUCUGUCAGCACUUUUUUUUUCUUUUCUUUUUGCUUCUCUUCUCUGAUCAUAGCACUAUUCUGCAUGCUCAGUUUACCCUCUCCUGCUGAGGAUCAGACAUCUGAUUGGCUGCCUACAGAAGCACGAAUAACAAACUGCUCUUGGGUUUCUCUUUAACCCAGAGAGAGAGAGUUAGUUCAGUGCACAUUAACUCCAGCCUGAGAAUGAGGUCCUUACUGACAACCCAGAACCAAAACAGCUACCAGGAGCUGAUUAUGAAGGAGAUGUACACGCGGCUCAACUGGAAGAUGAAAUACGGCAAGGAAUAUCCGGUCAGAUUCGCCUCACGCAAAUCCAAGACUUUGAAUCCGACAGUUGCCCCUAAAGUCACUCUCCCCCCUGUGGUAAAAGCGCCGAAGAAGAAGGAGGAAGAAGCUCCGGUGCGACAGCGUACUCUCAGUGAAGCUCCUCUGAUGAGACCAGUCAGUCCUCAAUCCAGAGAGACUCUUUAUAACGGUUUAUCCAAAGAGGGCAAAGGACGCCGUCAGUACCUGAAGAGACGCAUGGAGAAGAUACCUGAAGAACGGUUCGAGUACCCGCUGUUGUCCUCGUGGGAGUACGGAUGGAGAUUAGGUGAUUAUGGGCAUGACUACAAAUCGCCACUGAAAGGAAGAUCAGCGGUUGUCAGGAGCACUUUCUAUGCCAGGAAUGGUGUUUUUAAUAUUCCGUCUGCAACCGAUCACCUUUCUACUUUCUAAAAAAAAGAAGACUCGAUUGCUUGGAGAAUUAUUACCAUGGUGAUAAACAUAUUGAAUGAAAUUUCCAGAUAAUUUCUACUCAGUAUCAAACCUUUCUUCUUACUUAUGCAGUAAAAUAUUUGAAGCAGGAUUACAUUAAAAAUGAGUCUCUGA
Messenger RNA from Tachysurus fulvidraco (yellow catfish), 912 nucleotides. RefSeq names its product protein ATP6V1FNB. The transcript is spliced from 2 exons. NCBI's taxonomy places the organism in Eukaryota, Metazoa, Chordata, Actinopteri, Siluriformes, Bagridae. The coding region runs from base 226 to 759 and encodes 177 amino acids. The record is from RefSeq and is a predicted model, not a curated record.